This is a messenger RNA of Thalassophryne amazonica, 4096 nucleotides long. RefSeq names its product B-cell linker protein. The record is from RefSeq and is a predicted model, not a curated record. Gene Ontology annotation, biological process: cell surface receptor protein tyrosine kinase signaling pathway; intracellular signal transduction. NCBI's taxonomy places the organism in Eukaryota, Metazoa, Chordata, Actinopteri, Batrachoidiformes, Batrachoididae.
GUCCGACUGCAUGAGACACAGUGAGGAAAUGCAAAUGGGAUCAGUUAGAACUGGCCUUCACAUUUCUCUGUGUCACUCACUUUCAACCAUUUGCCUCCAAGAUCUGAACAAGGACUUUUUCCUCACAAUUUGAACAUGGAGAUUUGAUCCAAAAUCAUGACAAUGACUUUCUUUGGAAAAUAUAAGAAUCCGCACAGUCUACCUCCUGCUCCACCCAGGAGGUCAGAUACCACUUCAGAGUUUGGCUGGCCAGAGGAAGAGUUUGAGGAUGAAGAGGAUGGGGAUAUGUACGAACCACCUCCUUGUGAACGUCCGCCUCUGAAAUUUUCACCACUACCCAAGCAAGAUAACGUUUAUCUGGAAAGAACGCCCGAUCCUGGUGUUCCACAAAGGCAGGCUGUUCCUUCCCCCAGACCACAAAGGGAACUGGCAAAGCAGCUUAGGAAAAACUGUGGUAAGUCAGAUCACAAAAGCAACCAUCGUCAGCCUGGUACUGAUCAGUUCCACGAUGAUUCCAUCUACAAGAAACCACCUAAGAUAGACAGAAGUGAGAAACCGGGGAGGAAGGCCAAGGCUCCUCUUCCAGUCCAGUCUGCUCACACUCCGACCCCGACCUCCAACACUGAGGAAGAUGUGUAUCUGGAUCUGAAUGAAGACCAGGAUGAUGAUGGUGAUGAUGAGCUGUACUUAGAGCCAACUGCUGCUUGCCCUCCUGUACCCUCUGGUGUGAUGAGGAUUAAUCCACCUUCAAAGCCAGUAAUUGCUCCUGCUCCCAUGCAAAGGAUGAAGCCUCCUUUUCCCAGAGCUACGUCUAAUUUUCUUUUCCCUCUGAGUGAUGUGAAAACAGCACCUUCAUCAGAUGUAAGACGUGCAUCUGUUCCUCCACCAACUCACAGCAUUAAACCUCUUCUCUCUGCAAAGAUGAAGGAACUGAAAGCCUGGUCAGAAGUCAGCCUUACAAAUCCUCAAAUUGGAAACGUGAAGACUGCAGCUUUUUCUAGUGCUGUGAGACCUACCAGGCAAUCAGGGAAUGAGGACAAACAGUGGUUUGCCGGAUAUUGUACGAGAGAGAUAGCUGAGGAUCUGUUACUGAGAGUCAAUAAGGACGGAGCUUUCCUCAUCAGGUACAGCUCAACUCAAAAAACCCGCCAGCCGUACACACUCGCAGUACUGUACAAGGAGAAGGUGUACAACAUUCACAUCCGCUUCCUGGAGGAAGUACAAGGCUAUGCCCUUGGAAAAGAUGGCAAGAAGAAUGAAGAGGAGAAGAUUUUUGGCAGUCUGGAGGAGAUCAUUUCUUACCACAAGAAAAAUCAUCUGUUUCUCAUUGACAGCAAGAGCCAAGCCAAGCACCUGACAUACCUAACCCACCCUGUACGCCCUUAAAGCCAUGCUGACCAGGAGCCUAUAUUGUGCCUUUAUAUGAUUCAGCAUACAAGCACUUUUAAAUGUUAUAAAACACAGACCUGCACCAGCCACCCACAAAGAAAGAAAAGAAAAAGUAACUUAAAGUUUCUGAAUACACAUAACUUAGAAUUUUUAUAUAUUAACAAAUUUUUUUAAAAUACAAUGUGAUUAUUAAAUUUACAGAACCAUAUUUCAUUCACUGGAUUAAAAAAAAAAUUAGACCCCUGAUCUCAUAAUUACAAGAUCUUUUCAGCAAAUACGAGAUCUUUUCUCGUAAUUACGUGAUUGGGGUCAGUUUUUUUCAAUCCAGUGAAUGCAAUAGGGUUCCAUAUAAAAUAUUUUUAGAAUAGCUGAGAUUGUAGAGAAGAUUCAAGCUUCUCUACUAUGGAAACCACCUGGACAACUGAGAGUCUUCACAGAAAAAUAGCUGAGAUUGUAAAAAUCUUAUCAUGUCAGCAAUUAUUGCGCAAUAUUAACUGCUCUCUGUUAACAGGAAAAUGUGUCACUGUGUUGGUGUAAAAUCAUUUUACAGUUAUCUGACGUGUAUAUUUUUUUCUGCCUGUAAAAACACAUGACACGAUUUAAUCACUUUUCAGCAAAAUUCUUUACUGUUACUUUGUGACAUUUCCAUUAUUAGAUUGUUAAAAUCAAUAAAAGUAAGACAAUUUCAGAAAUACCUUCACAGUCAGGCCCAAAAGUAAUUGGACAGGAACAAUUUCUGCAAUUUUGCUUUUGUACAUCGCUGCAUUGGAGUUGAAAUGAAACAAUCAAGAUAUGGUUGUAAUGGCUGUAAUUCCUAAAUGGGUCAUACAAUAUUUUUGUUGAACCCUUUGAAUUAAAGCUGAAAGUCAACAGUACAAGCACCUUAUGACUUUUUCAUUUCAGCCCCACUGUGGUGGUGUACAGAUGCAAAAUUAUAGAAAAAUGUCACUGUCUAAUUACUUAUGAACAUGAUUGUAUGGUCAUAUACAGAAGUAUGUACUUGCGCAGUAAAACUCAAUACUCCAAAAUCAGUACAAAUAUGAAUGCUUUUUAAUGUAACACAACUUAAUCCUCACUUUCACAGCCUUUUUUUUUUAAAUAUACAAAUCAGGGAACAGACAGAACAUUUCAAAGUCACUGAAUAUAACUUGAUGCUCAUUUACAUCAAUCAGUAAUGAAUAGAAACACUACGGUAGUGUAAGGUUGUUAAGAGCAGGCUUACUUCAAAAAUACAAUCAUAGUGAAUGAAGCAGACUAGUGAGGGAAGCUUCCAAGACACACAUGAUAACACUGAAAAAGUACAGACUUCUGUGGAUGUGACAGGAAAAACUGGGCACAGAGGGAGCUCAAGCCUGGAUUUCUUGUUUCUGAUUUUAAAAGUUCUUUUUUGUGUUACUGUACCAUGAUGCUGGUGAAUCACCACACAAUGGUUGCCUGAUGUUCACUUUGUCCAAUCACAUCCUCAGAAGCUUGUACCUCCUUUAGAGUUGUCAAAUGUCUUGGAAGCUUCCUUCAGUUGCCUGCUUCAUUCACUGUCACUCUGUUUUUCUGUUUUAUUCACUAGAGUUCUCCAGCACCAUACUUAGCUCAUUCAGCUCUGUUGGCGCCGCUUCAUUGUUGUGUGUGUGUGUGUGUGUGUGUGUGUGUGUGUGUGUGUGUGUGUGUGUGUGUGUGUGUGUGUGUGUGUGUGUGUGUGUGUGUGUGUGUGUGUGUGUGUGGUAGUGUUAUAAACACCACAGAAGCUGCUGCUUGAUGAAGCACUUUCAGGAAACUUACUCCUAACCACGUGUAUGUUCUCACCAUUUCAUUCUUGACUGAUUCUUGUCAAAGAAGGUGAAGUGGCAAAUUGAGGGUGUGAUGCGUUUGUGCAAAUGACACCACUGAUUAUUCCUGCUUCCUGUCAUAUUUAAACUUAAUUAUCUCUGGUCAACCCACAACAAUGGGGCUGACAAAGCAAAACCAUCCCAUCCACCCAUAGAAAAUGGAUGGAUGGAAUGGGGGGCAGGAGGGGAGUAGAGCCUAUCCCAGCAGAAAGAAUGUGUGAGGUGGGGUACACCCUGGACAGGAUGCCAAUCUGUAAAGCAAAGCCAACAUUGAGAAUCAACACUACACACAACCAUCAGAGUUAAAUCUGACACUACACAGUUUUUCAUCUUUACACAGUGACAGCAUCCCUCUGGAGGGAGAGGAAACUCUUUAAAUUUACAUGCAACUUAGUAAAGCACUGACUCUGUUUUCUUUGUGGUUAUGAAUGUUUGCAGCCUCCAGUCUACAUAUUCAAUGAAAAUGAAUGGAUAAAAAAAGCAUGGAAUUAAAUUUCAGAUUAAAGCAGGAAAUUGAGCAUUAGAUAGUAUACAUGAAGCUUUUUUUAUAUACAGUAUAUAUAAAAGAAUCUUGAACACACCGAUCUUAAUAAAAGUUUGUAUUCUGUUGUGCAGUUAUCUGUUUUUAGUCUUAAUUUGUUGCAUCUUUCUGUGCAUGUCAGUUUUCUCAUUCGCUGGCUGUUCAUAAAUGUCUAUGUACUGUAUAAUUCUUCCUGUCUGUGUAAGCUUUGGUUGUAUUUAUCAGUAACAGAAGUGAAUAUUGCAUUCUGUAAACCAAAUUUAUAGGAAAUCAAAUGUCAUUUUUUGUCCCACAUAUGCUGUGCAUAAUACUGACUAAUGGGCUAGUUGUAAAGUUAACAAUAUUAACCAACAAGUGACUUUUU